Spodoptera litura is the source of this 1030-nucleotide messenger RNA. Lineage: Eukaryota; Metazoa; Arthropoda; Insecta; Lepidoptera; Noctuidae. The record is from RefSeq and is a predicted model, not a curated record.
CCUCAAAUAGGUACUUAAGAAAUACGAUGAGAGAUUCAUACUUAUGAUUUACGACUGAAUUGCAAAGUCUAAUUAAUCUGGAAAUCUGUAGCUACUACUAGACAUAACAGAAUAAGUAAGAAAGAACUAUUGUUUGAUAGUCUCUUUUUACAGUCAAACGCUAAAAUGAAUCUUGUUAUCAUGUCCGCCACAAGAUUUCUACACAUACAUAUGUCUAUAAAUUAUACUAACUUGCUAAUAAUACGAAAACGUAUUCUGAUAUUUGCAGUUUCCCCAGUAAUAUUGGAACCGGUACCCCUUAAAAUGUUUCCUGGUGAUGGUACACUUCACUGGCUUCCUAUGACCAAUGGCCAAUUACCUCCGGACGCAAUGAUUGGCGGCUUUGAAAACGAAUUCACAUACAUAGCCAGAGCUUAUCACAAUGGGUCAAUAUGUCCUGGACGAUAUAUCCCCUCCACUGGAAAAGCUUUUGUCCCCUGGGGCGGGAGAGCACAUAAAAAAUGGGAGUUUGAGAUUUUAUGCGGAUUUAAUGCUAUAUGGGUUAAAACAAGAUCUAACAUCAUCCCGCCGAACGCAUUUAUUGGUGGAAGGUCAGAAGUGCGGAACGAGCCUCUGUACAUAGGACGAGCGAUGAUCGACCAAAAUCUCAUAUCUGGGAAAGUGCACACCCUUUAUCAUCUCUGCUUUUUACCGUACAACAGGAGGGAAGUUGAAGUAUCUUCUUACGAAAUAUUAGUUAUACCGGAGAAUGAAAUACCACAAGCUUUGCCCUUUACAUAUUAACUGGCAGCAGUAGGUAUGUACAUAAAUGUAUAAUUGUAUAUUUAUGGCGCAAUACUGAGUAACUGGCAGCUGAGUCUAUCAAUAAUUCUCACAAGGAAUAAUCCUAUGUAGGACUCAGGAUUUCAGUAACUGUUGUUCCAAUUUUAAAUUGUGUGAAAUUGUAAGUUUGUUUGUAUAAAUUGGAGAUGGAGACACAGAAGCUUUCAGUUUUGGGUCCAAGUUUUUUUAAAAUAAAAAUACUUAUAUU